AUGGUCGUUGGAUGGUCGUUGGAUUUUAUUAAUUAUCAAAUUAAAGUUUUUUUAAAAUUUUUUAUUAUUCGUUAUUGCAUUAUUGUUAUUAUUAUUAUCAUUAUUAUUAAAUUUGUUUUUGUUUUUAAUUUUUUCAGAUCGGACGAAGAAGAUCCAACCGGUAAUAAAUAUCCACGUUUGGAAGAUGACAGUCUUCAAGACAAAGAACGAUUUGCCAGGGAGAAUCACUGCGAAAUCGAGCGUCGUCGACGAAACAAGAUGACGGCAUACAUAACCGAAUUGUCCGACAUGGUACCAACGUGCAGUGCUCUUGCCAGAAAACCGGAUAAGUUAACAAUUCUCAGAAUGGCCGUGGCACACAUGAAAGCGCUCAGGGGUACGGGUAACACAUCGUCGGACGGCACCUACAAACCCUCUUUUCUAACGGAUCAGGAAUUGAAACAUCUCAUAUUGGAAGCCGCUGACGGUUUUCUAUUCGUCGUCACUUGCGACACGGGUCGAAUAAUUUACGUGUCGGAUUCCGUGACGCCCGUUUUAAAUCAAUCUCAAAACGAUUGGUUCGGAAGUUGCAUUUACGACAACGUUCAUUCCGAAGACGUUGAAAAAGUGAGGGAACAGUUGUCGACGCAGGAACCGCAAAAUACGGGAAGAAUUUUGGAUCUCAAGACUGGAACGGUUAAAAAAGAAGGGCAUCAGUCGUCAAUGCGACUUUGUAUGGGCUCACGUCGAGGUUUUAUUUGUCGUAUGAAAGUAGGAAACGUAUCCUCGGAUAACAUGUCGGUAGGACAUUUAAAUCGUCUUAAACAAAGGAACAGUCUCGGACAAAGCAGAGACGGUCAAAAUUAUGCCGUCGUUCAUUGCACGGGAUACAUAAAAAAUUGGCCUCCGACCGGAGUUCAAAUGGAUCGAGGUGGUGAAGAAGAUGGGUCUCACUGCUGCCUAGUGGCCAUAGGACGCCUUCAAGUGACGUCAACGCCGAACACGAGCGAUCUUUCCGGAUCGAAUAACAACGCCGAAUUCAUAUCGCGGCAUUCGAUAGAUGGAAAAUUCAGUUUCGUUGAUCAAAGAGUCAUGGGUCUCCUGGGUUACACACCCCCCGAGCUUUUGGGAAAAUCUUGUUUCGAUUUCUUCCACGUAGAAGAUCAAACUCACAUGAAGGAAAGUUUUGAACAGGUAUUAAAAUUGAAGGGUCAAUUGAUGUCAGUCAUAUAUAGAUUCAGGGCGAAAAACAGAGAAUGGGUUUGGCUUAGAACUUCCGCUUUCGCGUUUCUCAAUCCGUACACGGACGAAGUAGAAUACAUAGUUUGCACCAACACGACAGCAAAGUCUUUGCAUUCCCAUAGUGAAAAUUCAACAAACGAUGGUUCCAGCGAACCUGUACAAUAUCAACAACCGGGAUUAGAUUACACCAUACAGAGAAGGGAUCCAGUGUAUUCGCACAUGAUUACGUCUGCACAUAUCCAUAAUAAUCAACAAGGUAGACCAGCUAGCGCCCAAAACGUGUACACAAGUUAUGAGCCGACACCGUCACCCAUAACAGGUUAUGGUUCACCGACAACAAGCGGACCAAACAGCAGUUCCGUCCUAAAUCGGAUGUCGAAAACGUCGACGACAAGUCCCACACCGGCGCAAACGGCUUGGAGUCUACGACAGCAACCCGUCACGGAGGGUUAUAAUUAUAGUCAGUUGUCGCCGUCGCGAUCUCCAAGCGGACCUACCUACACGCAAUUAAGCGGCGGAACGAGAGGAACUCCGUAUCAGGCCGCACCCGGAAAUCCAGGUAAGGAAAAAAGGAAAUGUAUGUGGGGUUGGCAAAGUGCAAAUCAAGGUACUGAAGGUACGGAGCCUGGUUCGAGUGGGCCAACCGGGCAUCCGGCCGUAGCUCCAGGACCUCCAGGUCAAGGACCCGUACCAGGACAGCAACCGCAAGAAUUAUCAGACAUGCUACAAAUGCUUGAUCAGGGAGGUGCGAGUUCUUUCGAAGACUUAAACAUGUUUAGUUCGACGUUCGAGUAA
This is a messenger RNA of Pediculus humanus corporis (human body louse), 2016 nucleotides long. RefSeq lists its product as uncharacterized. Lineage: Eukaryota; Metazoa; Arthropoda; Insecta; Psocodea; Pediculidae. Gene Ontology annotation, molecular function: DNA-binding transcription factor activity, RNA polymerase II-specific; protein dimerization activity; RNA polymerase II cis-regulatory region sequence-specific DNA binding. Gene Ontology annotation, cellular component: transcription regulator complex; cytoplasm; aryl hydrocarbon receptor complex. Gene Ontology annotation, biological process: regulation of transcription by RNA polymerase II. The record is from RefSeq and is a predicted model, not a curated record. Bases 1 to 2016 code for a protein of 671 amino acids. The transcript has 8 exons.